Messenger RNA from Vigna radiata var. radiata (mung bean), 3416 nucleotides. Its product is annotated as protein NLP9. NCBI's taxonomy places the organism in Eukaryota, Viridiplantae, Streptophyta, Magnoliopsida, Fabales, Fabaceae. The record is from RefSeq and is a predicted model, not a curated record. The transcript is spliced from 6 exons. Gene Ontology annotation, molecular function: protein binding; DNA-binding transcription factor activity. The coding region runs from base 445 to 3348 and encodes 967 amino acids.
GGUAAAUCACCACCAUUAACGGUUUUCUAUUUUUAGUAAACACUUUUUGUACUUCUAAGUAAACAGUUUAUGCGAAAACUGCUGCAAAAAUCAUGUACUACUCAGUUCUGUUACAUUUCCUUUUAUGGAAUCUUUUUUCCACCUACUCUUUGCUACUAUUAGCUUCCAUCAAGGAAGAAAAUUCCUGGGUUUGUGAAAAUUCUGAAUUUUGACUUGCAAGUUUCAAGCUUUUGGAAUUUUAGAACAGUUGUUUCUUUUGGGUCGGAAAGUGAAAGCUUGUCUGAUAAGAAGACAGUCAUCUCAGUUCAAAAAACUCUUUCAGUGUAAACCCUGGUGGCUUUUAGGAUGUUGGUUAACUGGGAAGAAGCCUGUGGUGCAGAUUUUUAUUCAAAGGGACUAACAUAGGUCAAAUUCUCAACUUAGAUUUUUCUCUUGAACCAAACCAUGGAAGAUCAUUUUUCCCCAAAGGGGAAGGAAACUGGCUAUUGCACAUCUCCUUGUACCCAGUUGGAGGAAUCAACAUCGGUUGAUGGUGGGAUGAAAAAAUCUGCUUCAGAGGACAUGUUUAGCAACUUCUCCGAGCUCAUGAACUUUGAUACCUAUGCUGGUUGGAGCAAUAGUUCAUCUAUGACUUAUCAUAGUUUGGCAAAUGUGUUUUCAUCAUUUUCCUCAGCAUCAUAUCCACCAUCCGAUGGAUUGAAUCUGGUGGAACAUGGCAAUGGUCCAUGCUUUAUGACAGAAGUCAGUGAAAUUCACAAUGGUAUAGAAAGUUCUCCUAGUUGUGAAGAAAGAGGUAUAUUUCAGCAAAUGGACAUCCAACUUGGUUUCUUAGAUGAAGCAAAUGAUUCAAAUAGCUUUGAUUCAGAACAAAAUCGUAACGGUUCAUAUCAGCAAUUUAAUACCUCAGACAUGUGCAAUUACAUGAUCUCAAGGUCAUCAGGGAGGCCACUUGAUGAUAGAAUGUUGAGGGCUUUGUCCUUCUUUAUGGAAUCAGUUGAUGAGGGAAUGCUGGCACAAGUUUGGGUACCUAUAAAGCAUGGUGAUGAAUUCAUCUUAUGCACAAGUGAACAACCUUAUUUGUUAGAUCCAAAGCUUGCAGGGUAUCGAGAGGUGUCAAGGGCAUUCACAUUUUCUGCAGAAGGAAAGAAAGGAUCAUGUCCGGGGCUUCCUGCACGAGUGUUUACAUCACAUGUUCCUGAAUGGACUUCCAAUGUUGGCUACUAUAAUAAAACUGAGUACUUAAGGUUGGACCAUGCAUUGAAUCAUGAUAUUCGUGGAUCUAUUGCUCUUCCUGUUUCUGAUAUGCAUUCUCAUGAGCCAUGUGCUGUAUUGGAACUGGUCACUACAAAGGAAAAACCUAAUUUUGACAGAGAAUUAGAAAUUGUUACUCAUGCACUUCAGCUUGUAAAUUUAAAGACUACUAUGCCUCCACGACUUCUUCCCCAGUGUCUAUCAAGUAACAAAAGAGCUGCUUUAACAGAGAUAGUUGAUGUGUUACGUGCCGUGUGUCAUGCACAUAGAUUGCCACUAGCACUGACAUGGAUUCCCUGUUGCUACAGUGAGGGAAUAGGAGAUGAAGCUGAGAGAAUACGAAUCAAAGAAGGUCAUACAAGUUCUAACGAAAAAUGUGUGCUAUGUAUUGAGGAAUCAGCUUGCUAUAUAAAUGAUGGAGCAAUAGGAGGAUUUGUUCAUGCAUGCGUUGAACAUCAUCUUGAGGAAGGACAAGGUAUAGCAGGAAAAGCUCUUCAAUCAAAUCAUCCAUUCUUCUACACUGAUGUGAAGACAUAUGAUAUUAGUGAAUACCCCCUUGUUCAUCAUGCACGCAAAUAUAACUUGAAUGCUGCAGUUGCAAUUCGGCUAAGGAGUACCUAUACCAAUGAUGAUGAUUACAUAUUAGAGUUCUUUCUGCCAGUGAACAUGACAGGGAGUUCAGAACAACAACUUUUACUGGAUAAUCUCUCAGGUACCAUGAGGAGAAUUUGUAGGAGUUUGAGAACAGUUUCAGAUGCUGAAAUAACAGGAAUAGAAGGAUCCGUAGCUGGGCUUCCAAAGGAAAAGCUCACAUAUUUUUUUCCCAUGUCCAGAAGAAACUCUCAGAUAGCAUUUAUAAAUGAUGAUAAUGAUUCGAAUCAGAAGAUGUCCUUGAAGGCAUCUAACAAUGGAAUUGAAGCUGCUCAUGGCCAGGUAAUGAAUGGACCAAGAAAACAGAUUGAAAAAAAGAGAAGUACAGUGGAGAAGAAUGUUAGUUUGAGUGUUCUACAACAGUACUUCUCUGGUAGUCUGAAAGAUGCUGCAAAAAGCAUUGGUGUUUGCCCAACAACUCUAAAAAGGAUAUGCAGGCAACAUGGAAUUUCAAGAUGGCCAUCUCGGAAGAUCAAUAAAGUGAAUCGUUCAUUAAAGAAGAUACAGACUGUGCUUGAUUCUGUCCAGGGAGUGGAAGGAGGGUUGAAGUUUGAUCCUUAUACUGGGGGGUUUAUAGCUGGAGGAUCACUGAUGCAAGAAAUUGACACACAUAAAUAUAUUCUGUUUCCUGAGAGAAGUGCUGUGAAAGACCCUAAGCAUGCAACACAAAAACCAGUCUCAGUAGUUUCAGCACCAGGCAGCACUAGUGAGAAUUCAACAAUUAAGUUGGAUGAUGAUGAUGGUGUUUGUUUGGUGGAAAACAAGAUUGUAGACUCAAGAAGUGCACUUUUAUCUAAUACCAGUGUGGGAGGAUUUAAAAAAGACAAUGCUUCUUCUGAUGAUUGUUGCGAAGAUUCAAAAUCAGUUGCCAUGAAUGAUGGAUCAAGCCAGAAGGCCAAGAAUCAGGAUUGUCCUGAACAAACUUGUUCAAUAUCCUUGGUUACAGAUGAGGCUGAAGUUGGAGUAGAUGGGGGAGAAGGAAUUGAAGAACAUAACAACCUUGUAAAUUCUUCAAGCACCACAAACUCAUCCAAUGGCUCUGGCUCUGGCUCAAUGAUGCAUGGCAGCUCAUCAUGCUCUCAAAGCUUUGAGAACCAAAAGCAUUCAAAAGUAAAACCAACUUCUGUCGAUAGUGAGUCAAAAAUGAUUGUGAAAGCUAGCUAUAGGGGAGACACUAUUCGUUUCAAGUUUGAUCCAUCCGCAGGUUGUUUCCAGCUAUAUGAAGAAGUUGCAACAAGGUUCAAACUCCAAAACGGGUUAUUCAAGCUCAAAUAUCUAGAUGAUGAAGAGGAAUGGGUGAUGUUGGAGAAUGACUCAGAUUUGCAAGAGUGUGUAGAAAUUUUGCAUGACAUUGGCACACGUUGUGUGAAGUUUCUUGUUCGUGAUGUGCCUUGUGUUUUAAGCAGUUGUGACAGCAACAAUUGCUUCUUGUCAGAUAGCUCAUAGUGUCUGAAAUGAUCCAUGGCUUCAUUGAGGCCAUUACAAGUUUAAGAGAAAUCUAUAUGUUUGAAUUC